AUGUACGCUACUCGAUUAUUUCAACCAUUCAGAAGCAUUAAUUCGAACGCUUUACGCGUUACAUUCUCGAAAAAUGCUCCAGCUGUUUCCUUGUUGAGAAAGAACGCAAGAUCCACUGCUUCUACUGCAAAUACAACACCCGAGCACGAAAAGUUGCUUGUUUCUCAACGGGCCGUGCGUCCGUUAUCCCCUUGGUAUAUAUAUCAGCCACAACUUACAUGGCUUUUGUCGUUAACUCAUCGUGCUACUGGCGCUGGACUAGCUUCUGUUUUAUAUGGUGCUAGUCUUGCAUACGUAGCAGGACCAUUCAUUGGUCUUAAUUGGGAUACUGAUACUAUUGUUGCGGCGGCGUCGACGGUUCCUGCAUUUGUUAAAGUGCCCACUAAAUUUGGGAUAGCUUAUGUUUUUUCAUUUCACGUUUUCAAUGGAAUCAGGCAUUUGAUUUGGGAUACUGGCCGAAGCUUAACUAUCAAAGGAGUAUAUGCUACGGGCUGGAGUGUCUUAGGGCUUUCUACUGUUUCCGCGCUUUAUUUGUCACUUGUUUAA
Molecule: messenger RNA, 546 nt
Organism: Ambispora leptoticha
Lineage: Eukaryota; Fungi; Glomeromycota; Glomeromycetes; Archaeosporales; Ambisporaceae
Source: the annotation of a GenBank genome assembly